CUCUUCGACUACUUCGUUGGAUAAGGUCGACUCUACCAAAGCGAAGAAAUAACAGAGAGAGAGAGAAAAAAAGAAUGUCAUUUCAUCUAAGCUCCUCUCCUUCAUCGCUUCUCCACGAUCCUCAUCCUCUCUGUAAUCUCCUCUCGACUCAUCCAAAAACCACUCCAAGGAGCUUCUUUUCCUCCUACAACCCCAACUUCCACUCCAGAAACCUUCUCCAAACAAGCCAUGUUUCACUACAAGAAUCUCUCCCGCAUGAAACCCAGAUCGAAAAACCCAAACUUGACGCGAACCCACCAGGCUCUGCCCCCAAAAGAUACGCCUGGGUGAACCCCAAUAGCCCCAGAGCUUCUCAGCUCCGUAGAAAGUCUUACGACUCGAGGUACGCUUCUCUAAUCAAACUAGCCGAGUCCUUAGACGCGUGUCCCCCUACCGAGGCUGAUGUCUCCGAUGAAUUAACUAAGUUUGGUAGUAAGCUCUUCGAGCAAGACGCUGUUGUUACUCUCAAUAACAUGACCAAUCCAGAAACCGCGCCUCUUGUCUUGAACAAUCUCCUCGAGACGCUGAAACCCACCAGGGAAGUGAUUCUCUACAAUGUGACAAUGAAGGUGUUUAGAAAGUCCAAGGAUCUCGAGAAGUCCGAGAAGCUGUUCGACGAAAUGCUCCAGAGAGGGGUUAAACCUGACAACGCUACGUUCACGACGCUGAUCAGCUGCGCUAGGCAGUGUGGUUUACCUAAGAGAGCUGUUGAGUGGUUUGAGAAAAUGCCUUCCUUUGGAUGCGAGCCUGAUAACGUCACUUUGGCUACUAUGAUCGACGCUUAUGGUCGUGCUGGUAACGUGGAGAUGGCUUUGAGCUUGUAUGACCGUGCGAGGACUGAGAAAUGGCGGAUUGACCCUGUUACUUUUUCGACUUUGAUUAGGAUAUAUGGUUAUUCUGGAAACUAUGAUGGGUGUCUCAAUAUCUAUGAAGAGAUGAAGUCUCUUGGGGUGAAGCCUAAUCUUGUUAUCUACAAUAGGCUGUUAGAUUCUAUGGGGAAAGCCAAGAGGCCUUGGCAGGCGACGAUAAUCCACAAGGAUCUUAUUAGCAAUGGCUUUGAACCCAACUGGAGUACUUAUGCUGCUCUUAUUAGAGCCUAUGGUAGAGCUCGUUAUGGCGACGAUGCGCUUGUUAUCUACAGGCAGAUGAAGGGGAAAGGAAUGGAGUUAACUGUGAUUCUUUACAACACUCUCUUAUCCAUGUGUGCUGAUAUUGGGUAUGUGGAUGAGGCUUUUGAGAUUUUUCAAGAUAUGAAGAGUUCUGGGUCUUGUGAUCCUGACAGCUGGACCUUCUCUUCGCUAGUCACCGUGUACUCUUGCUGUGGGAGGGUUUCAGAGGCCGAGGCGGCUCUGCGUGAGAUGAGAGAAGCUGGCUUUGAGCCUACUCUCUUUGUUCUUACGUCGCUUAUCCAGUGUUAUGGCAAAGCCAAGCAGGUUGAUGAUGUUGUGAGGACAUUCGAACAAGUGUUGGAGCUUGGUAUAGAGCCAGACGACAGAUUCUGUGGCUGUCUUCUGAAUGUAAUGACCCAGACGCCGAAGGAGGAGAUCGGUAAACUCAUUGGAUGUGUGGAGAAGGCUAAGCCAAAGCUUGGUCGUGUGGUGAAGAUGCUGGUAGAGGAGGAGAAUUGCGAGGAAGGUGUGUUCAAGAAGGAAGCAUCUGAGUUGAUUGAUUCCAUAGGCUCUGAUGUAAAUAAAGCGUAUUUGAAUUGCUUGAUUGAUCUCUGCGUCAAUCUCAAUAAGUUGGAAAAGGCUUGUGAGAUCCUGCAACUGGGGCUGGAGUAUGACAUAUAUUCAGGUCUUCAAUCAAAAUCUGCUACCCAGUGGUCCUUACAUCUGAAAAGUCUCUCUCUUGGUGCAGCCUUAACCGCUCUUCAUGUUUGGAUGAACGACUUAUCAGAGGCCUUUCUGACGUCUGGAGAAGAGUUCCCUCAGUUGCUAGGAAUCAACACUGGACAUGGUAAACACAAGUACUCAGAUAAAGGUUUAGCAGCUGUUUUUGAGUCUCACUUAAAGGAGCUUAAUGCUCCUUUCCAUGAAGCCCCAGAUAAGGUUGGCUGGUUUUUGACCACUAGUGUUGCGGCAAAGGCAUGGUUGGAGUCUAGACGUUUAUCCGGAGAAGUUUCUGCGUAGCUCUCUGUCGUUGGUAUGUUGCUUUUGAGUUUUAUUCCGGCAAAGGAUAGAUUUUUGUAAUGCUAGCAAACUCAGUGUUAUACACAUUUAAAACAAUUCUACAGAGGCUGAUUAAGUCUCAUAAUCCUUAGUUUAUGGUAUUUUCUUCAUUAUCCU
Messenger RNA from Brassica rapa (field mustard), 2324 nucleotides. RefSeq names its product pentatricopeptide repeat-containing protein At4g16390, chloroplastic. Gene Ontology annotation, cellular component: chloroplast stroma. NCBI's taxonomy places the organism in Eukaryota, Viridiplantae, Streptophyta, Magnoliopsida, Brassicales, Brassicaceae. Gene Ontology annotation, biological process: positive regulation of translation. The record is from RefSeq and is a predicted model, not a curated record. Gene Ontology annotation, molecular function: mRNA binding; protein binding; rRNA primary transcript binding.